Melanotaenia boesemani (Boeseman's rainbowfish) is the source of this 1698-nucleotide messenger RNA. RefSeq names its product mediator complex subunit 6 (gene med6). Gene Ontology annotation, biological process: regulation of transcription by RNA polymerase II. Gene Ontology annotation, molecular function: transcription coactivator activity. Lineage: Eukaryota; Metazoa; Chordata; Actinopteri; Atheriniformes; Melanotaeniidae. The transcript has 8 exons. The coding region runs from base 56 to 796 and encodes 246 amino acids. The record is from RefSeq and is a predicted model, not a curated record. Gene Ontology annotation, cellular component: core mediator complex; mediator complex.
CUACGUCCUGAGAGAUUGUGAAUACGUAAUAUUUGAGAGACAAUUUGUUUACAUCAUGGCGUCGGUGGAUUUUAGAGACAACCUCCUUUGGAUAUCCUGGGUAGAUAGCGGCUGGGUGCCGAUUCUUAACCCUGGAAAUGUGCUGGACUACUUCUCUGAGAGAAGCAACCCAUUCUACGACCGAACCUGCAAUAAUGAAGUAGUGAAGAUGCAGCGGCUCACCCUGGAGCAUCUCAAUCAGAUGGUCGGCGUGGAGUAUAUUCUUCUUCAUGCCCAAGAACCAAUUCUUUAUAUAAUCCGUAAACAGCAGAGGCAAUCACCAACACAAGUGAUUCCCUUGGCCGACUAUUACAUCAUAGCAGGAGUGGUGUAUCAAGCCCCAGACCUGGGAACAGUUAUCAGCUCUAGAGUGCUUUCUGCAGUCCAUGGAAUUCAGUCUGCAUUUGAUGAGGCCAUUUCAUAUUGCCGCUAUCACCCAUCCAAGGGAUACUGGUGGCACUUCAAGGAUCAGGAGGAAAGAGAAAAAGCCAAGCCCAAGUCUAAGAAAAAAGAGGAGCCUAGUUCCCUGUUUCAGAGGCAUCGUGUUGACACACUCCUUUUGGACCUCAGAUCAAAAUUUCCACCAACAUUUUAUCAGCCUAAGCCUGGAGAGAAGCCCAUUCCAGUUGAGGUGAAAAAGGAGCCUGAACCUCCUACAGAAACCAUUAAACAAGAGGAGAGGGAGCCAGCCACCAAGUCCUCAGCUCCGGCUCCACCAAGUAAACCACCUCCUGAGAAGAGAGCAAGGCUACAGUAAUAGCCACAUCCUGUGGGAAGACGGAGAACUGCUGUGAAAACUCCUCUGGCUUUAACUGUAGUCAAACGUCUUCUCUCAUGGAGUGUUUCCGUGUCCGCUUAAAAACUGCAACAGCAUCCGUCUCUCAAUGGUCUGAGCUGAACUGGCACAAAGAGCUUCAGUUGCUUUUCUUCAGUUUUGUACCCUUGGCGGGCUUUAAGCAUAUUUCAGGUAAUAUUAUUGAGAGCAGGGUUUACAUGCUUGAUGUCAGCAGGCUUUUCAUGUUGGAUUAAGUGUUUUUUGAUGAUGCACUCGGAUCAGCUUUGGUGGUGAUUUACUGUUGGCAUCAGCAAUGUUUUUGUUGCAGCUACAAAAGAACUGUGUGAUGCUCUACCUAAUCUAAUCUGAAAUGUAAAAAGCCCUUUGCCACAAUCUUCUUUCUUUACUUACAUACAGUUAUAAUGUUGUGAAAGAAAUCCUGUUUUCAUGUUUUUUUGUAAUAAAAUAAAUGAGCAAUUAUAUAAAAUGUUUAGUUAAAUAAAAUUAACAAUCGUGAGUCUCUUAAUUACCUAUAUUAAGAGCUUUUGUUUCAUUCUUUGGUAAAAGCAUUUUUCAUAUACACUGUAAAAUCUAUUUUAGUUGUCUUCUGGCUAAAAUGUGUAUGAAGUUGUGUACUUAACUCCACUGUAUGUUGGUUGAUAGUUUAGAAAGAAUUUGCAUAUAAAGUCUACAUUUUGAUGCUUUUGAAGAAACAUUUUGUUUGCAGAUGGAACUUCUAUUGAAAAUCACUAAUUGUACCUCCAGUUAAAGUUUGAAAUGUUCAUUUGUAAUUCCAAGUUAUGUUACUUUGUACUCAUACACUUAAUAUAGAGAAAUUAUUUUUUGUCUAGUCACUAGUAAAUUUACUGAAAAAAUAAAUAAUU